Colossoma macropomum (tambaqui) is the source of this 2942-nucleotide messenger RNA. RefSeq names its product protein phosphatase 2, regulatory subunit B, alpha a (gene ppp2r2aa). Gene Ontology annotation, cellular component: protein phosphatase type 2A complex; cytosol. NCBI's taxonomy places the organism in Eukaryota, Metazoa, Chordata, Actinopteri, Characiformes, Serrasalmidae. Gene Ontology annotation, biological process: peptidyl-serine dephosphorylation. Bases 264 to 1607 code for a protein of 447 amino acids. Gene Ontology annotation, molecular function: protein phosphatase regulator activity; protein binding. The record is from RefSeq and is a predicted model, not a curated record. The transcript has 10 exons.
UCGACGUGACUGGAAGUCCGUACUGCUGCUGCUGCCGCUGCUGUGUCUACUUUUCGCCUGAGUAGAGAUGGUUUACGGCUUCUCUUGUGUAGAGAAGAGAUUAUUAACGAAGUCUUUAGUUGUUCACUGUCGUAUUUAGAGUCCACUUUCUUGCUUAUUAGUCUUUCUGGACGUGCAACGACCAGUCAUUCUGCAGAGGAAGACCGUCAUCUUUCCAAACUCGAGAGGGCCCGGGCUCGGCUCGGGGAACAUCCGUUCCUGUCAUGGAAGGAGAUGGGGGCAGCGAGAUCAAACAGUGGUGUCUCUCUCAGGUUAAAGGAGCCAUUGAUGACGAUGUAACAGAAGCUGACAUUAUCUCUGCGGUGGAGUUCAAUCAUUCAGGAGAGCUUUUGGCUACUGGAGAUCGAGGUGGCCGAAUAGUCAUCUUUCAACAAGAACAAGAGAGUAAAACCUUGCCACAGUCUCGAGGAGAGUACAACGUCUACAGCACCUUCCAGAGUCAUGAACCAGAGUUUGAUUAUCUGAAGAGUCUGGAAAUUGAGGAGAAGAUUAACAAGAUCCGCUGGCUCCCUCAGAAAAAUGCUGCUCACUUUCUGCUGUCAACAAAUGAUAAAACCAUAAAGCUGUGGAAAAUCAGUGAACGAGACAAGAGACCAGAGGGCUACAACCUUAAAGAAGAGGAUGGACGCUACAAGGAUCCUACAUCUGUUACUACACUACGGGUUCCAGUGUUCCAGCCCAUGGAUCUGAUGGUGGAGGCCAGUCCUCGGCGGGUCUAUGCCAAUGCACACACCUAUCACAUCAACUCUAUUUCAGUUAACAGUGAUAACGAGACCUACCUGUCUGCAGAUGACCUACGAAUCAACCUGUGGCAUCUUGACUUUACAGACCGUAGCUUCAACAUUGUGGACAUCAAGCCAGCUAACAUGGAAGAACUGACUGAAGUGAUCACAGCCUCCGAGUUUCACCCUCUACAGUGUAACACCUUUGUCUACGGCAGCAGCAAGGGCUCUGUGCGCCUGUGUGACAUGAGAGCAGCUGCGUUGUGUGAUAGACACUCAAAAUUGUUUGAGGAGCCCGAGGACCCCAGUGCCCGCUCUUUCUUUUCUGAAAUCAUCUCCUCUGUCUCGGACGUCAAGUUCAGCCACAGUGGCCGCUACAUGAUGACCCGUGACUACCUAACGAUCAAGAUCUGGGACCUCAACAUGGAGAGCCAACCUGUGGAGACUUAUCAGGUCCAUGAGUACCUCAGGAGUAAGCUGUGUUCUCUCUAUGAGAAUGACUGCAUCUUUGAUAAAUUUGAAUGCUGCUGGGGCCACGAUGACAGUGAGGUCAUGACGGGCUCCUAUAACAACUUCUUCCGCAUGUUUGGUCGUGACGGCCAGCCUGGAGUGACCCUGGAGGCCUCGUGGGAGAGCAGCUCGCCCCGCUGCCCGCUGCGGCCGUGGAGGGUGUGUGCAGGGAGCAGGCGCAAGGAGGACGAGAUCGGGGUGGAGUGCCUGGACUUCAGCAGGAAGAUUCUCCAUACUAGCUGGCACCCUCAGGAUGGCAUAAUCGCAAUGGCAACCGUUAAUAACCUUUAUAUAUUUCAGGAGAAACUGAACUAGGACUUUUAUGGCUUUGUCUCUAGUUCUGGAUCCAGGGGCUCGGCCUAAGUGGUUACCAUUAAAUAUCCACUUCUGGUCAGGAGCUAGGACUGUUUACACGUUUUGCAGUCAACUCACUGUCUUACCAUUUACCCUUUGUAGCGCCUUGGAGAAGAUGCUUGCUUUAAAAAAUGCUCUGCUACAAGAAAACUGUCUGUGUGCAUUUGGUUAUGGCAUUUUAAAUGGUUAUAGUGGUCGAUUUAUUACUUGCUUAACUCUUGUUUGUUGGCCUGUUUUUUGUGCUUAGUUUUUGAUGCAUCCCAUUUUAGGUUCUCAUCCAAAGACUACUCUGCACUUAAAAAACUAAGUUAAAGUGCCAUGUUAGAAUUAUUUGAUUUUUCUCAUAUAUACACAUACCUACCUACCACAAACUACUUUUUCAGAUCCUAAACAAAUAUGAAUUAAUCUGUUGGAAUACAUGAAGUGAAUGGACUUGAAUCUGUUGGACCUGCAAUGUAAAACAAAACUGCUUUCAUUUAUCAUGUAGCCACCAAUUUGAGGUAGUUUUGAUCAACUCUAUAUAUCAUGUCAAAUUGAACCCACAGUUAGUUCAUUAAACAGAAAUCCAGCUCUGUGACACAACCCCCUGGACCCCACUUAUCGUCUUUUUUUUAUGAUUCUCUUAGUUCCCCUUAUCAGUCCUCAGUCUUUUGCUCAGGCAGCCUUAAAUGGCAGGGAGCAGCCCUCCUCAGGCUCAGUCCAGAACUUGGCACAAGUCUAUAAAUGCAGUUAUCUUUAUGUGCGGCCUAUAAGUGGCCGUUUUGUGCUUAUAAUGCUGAUAAUGUCCUUAGUGGGCGGAACUAACAGUGGCAUUAAGUUGUCCAAUACUGUACACUUUGGUGACUGGUAUCAGUCUUUGUUUUUUAUUGUUUUUACAGGGACAAAGGAGCUGAUGUUUUGCCUAGCCUUGUGUGUGUACAAUUGUACAUGUCUUACAAUGUCCUCUAUUAUUUGAGUGUAUUGUGAAUAAUUUUAUUUGCAGCUUUUUUAACACAGUGGUUCCUAUAAAGGUAAAGAAAGAAUGACAGUUAUUUUUUUAUGAAAUUACACAUUUGAAAUGUCUUUCUCAGGGUAUUUUAAUGUAGUCGUAUCACUGAUUGAGAGUCGUUGUUUGCAGGGUCUCUGUGUUUUAAACUGACUCUGUUGAAGUGAGUAGACGGACAGGAAUAGAGUUUGCUUCUAGUUGUACAAUGAAAAAUAGGGCUACUUGCCGUAAGUACUUAACAGUAAUAGUGUCCCAUGUCACUCUUAUAGUUGUAAAACCCUAGUGUGAAAUAAAAGUUACUUUAAAAUUUU